Messenger RNA from Hydra vulgaris (swiftwater hydra), 969 nucleotides. Its product is annotated as zinc finger MYM-type protein 1-like. The record is from RefSeq and is a predicted model, not a curated record. Lineage: Eukaryota; Metazoa; Cnidaria; Hydrozoa; Anthoathecata; Hydridae.
AUGCCAGAAACCCAUCGAUCGGCAUUAUCUCUGCCAACAGGAUAUUCCAAGCCCAAGGACAAUAAAUGGAAGAAACUUUAUGAAAAAAUUCCUCAUCAUCAAUCCAGUAGUGGGCAUAAGAUGUGUUAUGUAGAAUGGAGACGAUUAGAAGAAAAUCUCAGAGAUAAUACAACUAUCAAUUUUCUACUAAAUGAUAAUAUAAAGACAGAAGUGGAAAGAUGGAGGCAAAUACUUCGUAGAGUAUUAGAUGUUAUCUUGUUUUUGGGUGAAAGAGGUCUUGCAUUUAGAGGCGAUAGUCAUCUAAUUGGUGACCCCAAAAAUGGGAAUUUUUUGGGAAUUAUGGAACUCAUUGGUCAUUACGAUUCCAUUCUACAUGAUCAUCUCGAAAAAGUAAAAGCUUCUCAACAGAGCCAUAGGCAAAUGCAAGCACAUUAUUUGUCAAAUGAUAUCCAGAAUGAGUUUAUUCAGUGCUGUGCAGAUAAAGUCACAGAUGUGAUAUUAGAUGAGAGGGAGAAAUGUAAAUAUUUUUCAAUGAUUGUGGAUGCAACGCCUGAUACAGCUCAUAUUGACCAAAAUGUUUUUAUUUUAAGAUACGUCUUACAGGACAAAUUGACAGGAAAAUAUGAGGUAAAAGAGAGAUUUCUGGAAUUUGUAGAUUGCAAUAAAAAAACUGGUGAAGAUAUUGCAAAUAUAAUUACUUCUACUCUUCAGAAACAUAAAAUACCACUGAUGUGCUGUCGUGGACAAGGAUACGACAAUGGGAGUAAUAUGAAAGGUUCAGUCAAGGGAGCACAAGCUCGAAUUCUUCAACAUUAUCCACUUGCUACUUACUCUCUCUGUGCUUGUCAUAGUCUGAAUUUAUGCGGUGCACAAGCUGCUGAAUGUUGUCCUCAAGUGAUAACUUUCUUUGGGAUAGUGCAAAAACUGUAUAACAUAUUUAGUAGCAGUCCUCAAAGAUGGGAAAUUUAA